CGCUCUGAUGCAUCACAAUACGUGGGCGGCCAUCCUUCUCCUAGGCUUCCCCGUGUUUGUAACUCGCCAUUUUAGAACGUAAUGACAGUUUGUAGGUAAACUAUGGCUAACCGGAUCUUACCAGAUGGAAUUUGGCCCCUGAUAGGAACCAUCAUAGGGGCUGUGGUAUUCUGGAUAUGUUACAGAAGGAUAACAAGGAAGACUCGGGCCCGUAUCAAAGAGGGCUCUCUCAAGAGCAAGUUUGAGUUACCGGAUGGUGUCAGUCUGUUUGACAAUAGUCACAGUGUUUGUGCCCGGCGGGUCAGGAUUGCACUUUUGGAGAAAAACAUACCGUUUACUAAGAUCAAUAUAGACCUGACUAUUGGAGAACAAUUUACCAAAGAAUAUCUUGCAAUCAACUCGAAUGGGAAGGUCCCUGCCAUACAUAUCAAAAACGUUCAGGAUGUACCGGACUGUACGUUGUACGAGUCUCACGUCAUCAUUGAGUAUCUGGACUCCGUGUUCCCGGGGACAAGUCUGUACCCAGACGAUCCGCGGCGGCGUACCUGUGUCAGGAUGUGGCAGGAGUGGGAACAGCAAUUGGCCCAGGACUACAUGGCGCUAUUACAUCAGAACUUGCUCGGAUUCCUCACUAGACUGAUGUUCGGAUCGGUAAAAGUGUUGGAGGAAUCAUUAUAUGACUCCAUCUCUACGACAGCUAAUGCAGUAUACCUGAGGUCGUGUGAAGGAACAUACAAGACUGAUGCUGAACUGGAACAUCACGCAUUCGCCUGUUAUAAAAUGUUGUACAUGCUAGAAAAGGAGUUGGGCGAAGAAGAGUAUUUGGUCGGUGAUUCAUUGUCGGCAGCUGACAUCGCCGUGUUUCCACUGAUAAGUAUGUUUCCAGUGAUCGGCCUGCCUAUUCCACAAGACAUAUUUCCAAACGUAACUAGAUACAUGAAGGAGCUAGGGACUAGAGAGUCUUUUGCCAGGAGUGAGGAUGUGGACAUUCAGCGACUCUGUUAUUUCAUCACAAGAUUUGAGCGCGUAUUUGUGUGGAUAAGUAACCUCAGGAGUGGCGACAGACAUUUUCGUUUUAAUGGGAGUGCUGCUCUUUCCAGAGCUUCAGCAUUGUACAAGGAUGUGUCUGAGUAUGAUGAUAUGUUUGAUGGGAAAACCAACGGGAGAACAUUGACAGAGGUUCCCUUAUCAGCCGAAACCUGGCAGAGUACUCUACUGAUGAUGGAGAAGGAGAUGUCGUUUCGGCUGGCUAAUGGUGAUGUCAUUGACUUGAUAGGACGUUCGAGUGGCUGUAGCAGGCUUCAGUGUCUUAAAGAAGGCGACUGGACAGUGGUCGGACAGCUGUCCACUCUCGAGUAUAUCGACAGGACGGGUUCUGGACAAAAUUUUAUGCCGACCGAUCCUUUGAAGAAGGCGUAUGUUCAGUGUUGGCAGGCCUGGGAACAGGCUAUGUAUGAGUCUGAUAUAUCACCCCUCAUAGAAAACAAAAUUCUGUCUCAAGUGCUAGUAACCAGGUACCAGGAUAAUAUUGAUUCGUUAAUGCAGCUUGAGUGUUCUCCACAUCACUCGGAUAAGUUCCCGGUAAUAGUGAAGUGUUUCUUACUGGGAAUGAGGAAUUAUAAUCAUCACGUGACGGACAUGCUGUCUAAAUACAGUUUAGAAGAUCUCCCGUCCCAGGAGGAACAGCGGGAAUCGUACACUAGCCACCGAGAAAACAUUUUAACACAACUAGACUAUUUGGAAAGUGCAUUAAGGGUGCGUGUGUACCUGGUCGGAGACGAGGUGACGCUGGCGGACAUGUGUGUAUUCUGUCGACUUAAACAGCUGACUCUCCUAGACAUAGACAUUGUCGUUAACAGGUAUCCGUGCGUCUCUAAAUGGAUGGCCAAACUGACAGAGAGACCAGGCUUUUUCGCUAUAGCUGCUUCAGCCAAAUUACCUCUUCAACUGUGAUAAGUGUACAAUACCAAACUAUGUUAUACAGGAGGAAUUGCCAUUUACAGUGCUACUAUGCGCUUAUCUUGUUAGUUGAACAUACUGAAUGUUUCUGAAAGUACUGCAUACACGAUUCAUUCUUGUGGGGGCCAUUGAGAUUUUUAUAUCGUUUAUAUUUAUAUUAUUUGUCUCCGUAAAAUAAAAAUACUCCUACGGACUUUCAUAUGCAAUAAAAUCACGUAACAAUAUUAACCUAUGAUUUACGAGAUAUUUAACCUCAUACUAGAUAAUUUUCUGCAUAUCUCCAAAAUAUGCAUUACGAUACUGGGAGAGAAGGAAAGCAGUUGAUCAAUUCGUAUGUGAUAACUCUUAUCUCGUCCACUCCAAGUGUUAUUCAACUUAUGACAUGUACCAAACAAAUGUCGAUUGUGAAAAUCCAAUCUUGAUAUCUUCAGUUCCAUAAACGACAGAAGGAAAUCCGCACUAGGGUCAUAUUUCUUUAUGCCUUUCAUUUUCCGCCCGUCAAAUUUGGUAUGGGGUUGUCCGUCCGUCCGUCCGUCCGGC
Messenger RNA from Mizuhopecten yessoensis (Yesso scallop), 2499 nucleotides. RefSeq lists its product as uncharacterized. The record is from RefSeq and is a predicted model, not a curated record. Lineage: Eukaryota; Metazoa; Mollusca; Bivalvia; Pectinida; Pectinidae. Bases 103 to 1953 code for a protein of 616 amino acids. The transcript is spliced from 13 exons.